CUCUGGGAAUCGUUGUGUAAUUUAGACCUCCCCUUCCAUGACUGCAUCACCAACAUUGCUGUCAUACUGUAGCAACCGUACAUAGAGAAGCUGUCAGACUGACUCCAGGCAUCAAGAAUGAAGUUAUCAAUCCUUGGCGCUUCUGGCCAGACAGGUUUAUACUUAUUGUCUCAAGCAUUGGAACAGGGACAUGAAGUAAAAGCCCUCGUGAGAGAUGUCAAUAAAAUAACAAUUCAGCAUGAAAAGCUAAAGGUGGUAGAAGCCAAUAUAUUUUCACAGGAAUCCCUAGUGGAACAUUUGCAAGGCCAGGAUGCAGUUAUGUCAUGUCUGGGAUUUCCUUAUAAAAUGUUUUCCUCUAUUAGUGGUUACACUGACUCCAUGAAAACCAUUGUGGGAGCAAUGCGACAGGCUGAAGUGAACAGAAUAGUAGUGAUGACUUCAUGGUAUACUGAUACUAGCUCUGCACAGAAUUCUUCAUUUUUUGUACGCAAUUUCCUCAUUCCUCUCAUAAAAAGCGUUCUCACAAACAUGUUUGAGAUGGAACAGUACCUUGAAAAAGAAUGUCCUGAUCUUGACUGGACUGUGGUAAGACCACCUGGUCUUCAAAAUGUUCCAGUAACAGACAAAGAAAUACUGACUCAUGAAGGCUACUUUGUCCCAGAUGAAAAUGGAUACCCUUGUACCAACACAGUGUCCCGAGGAGACGUAUCGCGCUUCAUGCUCUCUACCCUCAAUGAUGAAAAGUGGACCAGAAAAAUAGUUGCAAUGUGCUGUAAAUAAUGUAGAAAUAAUGUAGAAAUUCAUGGUAAUAAUGAAGGAAAACCCAAAUGUUGCUAAACCUAGAAUUUGAUCAGUGGGUGAAUGCUAAAUCGUUAAGGGAUAAGUUCACAAAAAAAAAAAU
Molecule: messenger RNA, 901 nt
Organism: Rana temporaria (common frog)
Lineage: Eukaryota; Metazoa; Chordata; Amphibia; Anura; Ranidae
Exons: 5
Coding region: 118-780 (220 amino acids)
Source: RefSeq, a predicted model, not a curated record